Messenger RNA from Thecamonas trahens ATCC 50062, 1222 nucleotides. RefSeq lists its product as uncharacterized. The record is from RefSeq and is a predicted model, not a curated record. The transcript has a single exon. The coding region runs from base 1 to 993 and encodes 330 amino acids. Lineage: Eukaryota; Apusomonadida; Apusomonadidae.
AUGCGAGGGGCGGUGUACUGGGGAGCUGUGCCGCGUGCAGUGCCGCGUAUGGUGCCGGCGGCUGGAGUGGCGGGCGGAGGGCUGGCGGCGCGGGCGCUGAGCACGGCGACCGGCCCGCGGGCGUCCGGGUUUGGCCACUUUGGCGGCGACAGCGAUGGAGGGGCCGAGGGCAGCGCACGAGUCCAUCCGCUGGCUAUUCCGGGCAAUGCGCUAACGCGUGUGCCGAUCAUGGCGCGAGUCAUGUCACUGCUCUGCUCAAGCUCGAUGAAGCGGCUCCUGCCGCCGCCGUUCUGGACACCCGGCGCGCUCGAGGCUGGAGCGCUGGCGGCGUUCCGGGCGCUCCUCGCCGACCCUGCGCUCAAGAGCUGGUCGGCCAAGCCGCACAUGUUUGACGUCGAGUUUCUGUCCGAGGUUGUCGCGCCCGGUGCGCGGAACGAGACCGUCCCGCCGGUCCUUCUCUCUGCGCCGCUGGUGGAAAUGAUCCGGCCAAAGGUCAAGGUCCGUGCGGUGGGCGCGGCGUUUGGGGCCGCCGAUGACGAUGGGAGCCACACUAACGUGUGGGGCCUUCGAAUGCCGACGCAGACCAUCGGUGAGUUUGCGUCUGAGCAUGGGUACGCGCCGACGACGCUUGCGAGCGUUGUGGAGGAGUGCAUGGCGGAGUACGCGAGGUUCGACGUCCUUGUCCGCAUCGACAUGCCGGUCAUGCUCGCACUCGGCGGGCCGGGCAUCGGCUCGUUUGCGGCCGAGGGCCCGGACUUUGAGGCGAUGAUGCGCGAGGCAAAGAGCUUUGGGCCGUUUAAGGUCAUGACUGCCAAGGGAAUGGGCGGCUCGGGCGGGCUCGGGACCCGGCUCCGCCACGAGAUUGUGCUUUCGCUCGAGCUUCCGGCCGACGAGCCCAAGUGGGUGGUGUCGGACGUCAACCACGCGCUGGGCGUCUUUGGCGGCUAUCUCCGCUCGCGCAUGAAUGCGGUCGAAGAGCUCGGUGCUCCGUAGGUGUGGGAGGCUCGCAAGCCAGCGUUCAAUGCGGCGCUUCGGCGUCGUCCUCAGGCGCAAUGUCCGAGAACAUCUCGACAAGGAAAGAGUCGACAAGAGCCUUGAGCGCAAAGUUCUGCACGUUCAUCGACAUGCGCUUCUUCUUGGGCGCCACCCGCUGUGACGCCGUGGUUUUGCGGACGAGCUCGUUGCAGACGGUCUCGCGGGACUCGAGCUGGUUAAACUUGGC